AAAAACUCAAGGCAUCAGUCGUCAGAGCUCAGUCUGUUGAAGUGGCCGGCUAUUGAACCAUGCCCCAGCCCAAGCCCCAGGACAGCUGAGGUCCACAGGGAGGAGCACAUCUUUGAGGAAGUAGGGCCUUGGCAAAACCUUAUGUUGUGAUUUUCAGCUGCAGGACAGAAGGAGUGAGUGGAGGGGAGCACCUCAGAAGACUGGGACAGAGAGAGAGAUGAGUCCUGAGCACUGCAGCUCGGUGAAGACACAAUACAAUACACAGGUGAAACUAUAACUGCAGGAAACACACCCUCACUACUGGUAACAAAAAGGGAGGCCUGGGGGGACUUGGAGGGAGCACCAGUAGCUGUCCAUCUAUCCACCUAUCCAGCCAGCAGUGAUGCAGGGGCUGAUGUGGAGCCUGUGCGCUCUGCUCUGCCUCUCCCUCUGGGAGGAAAGUUACUGCAGGAGCUCCAGGGAGGCCCGGAGGACCAAAGAGCCAUCCCUCCACAGGAGUAAAAGAGCCCCCCUUGACCCUGAUGCCAAAAAGUGUUCCUACACCUUCCUUGUACCUGAGCAGAGAAUCACAGGUCCAAUCUGUGCCAGCAACACAGGCCCUGAGCCGGACAAGGACAGAGUGACCCGUAUGGACAUUGCAGAUGUGCGGGACGUUCUCAACAAACAGCGGCGUGAGAUUGAGACGCUGCAGCUGGUGGUGGAUGUGGAUGGUAACUUGGUGAAUGAGAUGAAGCUGCUGCGGAAAGAGAGCAGGAACAUGAACUCCAGGGUGACCCAACUCUAUAUGCAGCUGCUGCAUGAGAUCAUCAGGAAAAGAGACAACUCUCUGGAGCUGGCCCAGCUGGAGAACCGUGUCCUCAAUGUGACCUCUGAGAUGAUGCGACUGGCUUCAAGGUACAAGGAGCUGGAGGGCCGGUUUGCCACAAUGGCCGGGGUAGUCAACAACCAGUCCAUUCUUAUCUCUGCACUGGAGGAGCAGUGUCUGAGGACACUGGGGCGUAGUGAGCUUCCCGUAGUUCCCCCACUGGUACAGGUGGUACCGCAAAAUAUACCUGUUAACAAUCGCUUCACCAAUGAGAUACAGAGGGACAAUAACAACCGGGCAUUUCCCAGAGGAUCACGCAUGGACUCCCCUACUGCAAGCCCAUUUGGGAUUGACCCGCCACCACCACAGGGAACACUUACCUCUGAUGGUCCCUUCAGGGACUGUUACCAGGUGCGGCAGGCAGGCCACACCACCAGUGGGAUGUACCUGCUUAAGACAGACGGCAGUGAUCGGUUGAUCCAAGCCUGGUGUGAACAUGGCCUGGACAACGGAGGGUGGACAGUGUUGCAAAGGAGGAGAGAUGGCUCUGUUAACUUCUUUCGGAAUUGGGAGAACUACAAGAAAGGCUUUGGAAACAUAGACGGUGAACACUGGCUUGGGCUGGACCAUAUCUACAACCUGGGGAAACAGGGUGACUAUAAGCUGAUGAUAGAGCUGGAGGACUGGACAGGGAAGAAAGUGUACGCCGAGUACAGCAGCUUCCACCUGGAGUCAGAGAGUGAGGGUUAUCGGCUGAGGCUUGGCACCUACCAGGGCAACGCCGGGGACUCCUUCAGCAGUCACAAUGGCAAACAGUUUACCACGCUUGAUCGUGACAAGGAUGCCUUUUCUGGAAAUUGUGCCCACUUCCAUAAGGGGGGCUGGUGGUACAACGCUUGUGGCCAGACCAACUUGAAUGGUGUAUGGUACAGCGGGGGAGUUUACCGCAGCAAAUUUCAAGAUGGAAUCUUCUGGGCAGACUAUGGAGGAGGUUUCUACUCUCUCAAAUCAGUCCGCCUUAUGAUCCGACCGAUUGACUGAAACCUUGGACUGUGGUUCCCUUUAAAUGCACCCCCUUUUCCUUCCUUAUCUGUAUCCACCCACAAACAAAUACUGUAAAGGCAGAACCCGGAAUCCCUGCCGUCGUACAACAACGCCUUGUAAAA
Molecule: messenger RNA, 1971 nt
Organism: Morone saxatilis (striped sea-bass)
Lineage: Eukaryota; Metazoa; Chordata; Actinopteri; Moronidae
Gene: angptl1a
Product: angiopoietin-like 1a
Exons: 6
Coding region: 383-1846 (487 amino acids)
Biological process (GO): cell surface receptor protein tyrosine kinase signaling pathway
Source: RefSeq, a predicted model, not a curated record